Messenger RNA from Fraxinus pennsylvanica, 738 nucleotides. Lineage: Eukaryota; Viridiplantae; Streptophyta; Magnoliopsida; Lamiales; Oleaceae. The record is from the annotation of a GenBank genome assembly.
AUGGCUGAGGUUGCUAAGGGAGGUGUAGUAGUUCCGGAAUCUGUCCUGAAGAAGCAGAAGAGGAACGAGGAAUGGGUCCUUGCAAAGAAGCAAGAGCUUGAAGCUGCAAAGAAGAAGAAUGCUGAGAACCGUAAGUUGAUCUUCAAGAAAACUGAGCAGUAUGCAAAGGAGUAUGUGGAACAGGAGAAGGAGUUGAUUCGUAUGAAGCGCGAGGCCAGAUUGAAGGGGGGCUUUUAUGUUAAUCCUGAGGCUAAGCUGUUAUUUAUUAUUAGAAUCCGUGGUAUCAAUGCAAUGCAUCCACAAACCAAGAAAAUUCUGCAGCUUCUGCGAUUGCGUCAGAUCUUUAACGGUGUCUUUUUGAAAGUUAACAAAGCAACAAUGAAUAUGCUACACAGGGUUGAGCCUUAUGUUACCUAUGGUUACCCCAACCUUAAAAGUAUCAGAGAGUUGAUUUACAAGCGCGGAUUUGGGAAAGUAAACAAGCAGAGAAUUGGUUUGACAGACAAUUCCAUCAUCGAACAGACCCUCGGCAAGUAUGGAAUCAUAUGCAUGGAAGAUCUUAUUCACGAGAUUAUGACUGUGGGUCCCCACUUUAAAGAGGCAAACAACUUUCUAUGGCCGUUCCAGCUGAAGGCACCUUUGGGUGGAUUGAAGAAGAAGAGAAAUCAUUAUGUUGAAGGUGGUGAUGCUGGCAAUCGUGAGGAUUACAUCAAUGAGCUUAUUAGAAGAAUGAACUAG